This is a messenger RNA of Megalops cyprinoides (Indo-Pacific tarpon), 828 nucleotides long. RefSeq names its product homeobox protein Hox-C12a-like. Gene Ontology annotation, biological process: regulation of DNA-templated transcription. Bases 1 to 828 code for a protein of 275 amino acids. The transcript has 2 exons. NCBI's taxonomy places the organism in Eukaryota, Metazoa, Chordata, Actinopteri, Elopiformes, Megalopidae. Gene Ontology annotation, molecular function: DNA-binding transcription factor activity, RNA polymerase II-specific; sequence-specific double-stranded DNA binding. The record is from RefSeq and is a predicted model, not a curated record.
AUGGGCGAGCAUAAUCUCCUUAAUCCCGGGUUUGUGGGACCUUUGGUAAACAUCCACACAGGAGACACAUUUUACCUCCCAAAUUUUAGAGCUUCUGGGGGACAACUGGCGGGGCUACCCUCUCUCCCCUACCCAAGACGGGACAAUGUCUGCUCUCUGCCGUGGAACCCAUCGGAGCCGUGCAAUGGAUACCCUCAAUCUUACUUUAGCAGCCCCGUGUCCAUUAACCCUUCAUUUAACCGAGCGUGCGAAAUAACACGGCAGGAGGAAGGCAAAUGUUUUUACAGUAACAGUGGCGGCAGCAGGGAGACUUGCGCAGAGGGCUCAAGCCUCAAACGAGAGGACAGAUCCAGGGACACUUCUUCCAUGUCGUCAGAGCACGGACUACACAACGGAAUGGGCAGCGGCAGUACCUUUUCUAAAUAUGACUAUGCGGCUGAGCAGCUGACCCAAGACCCACCGUCCUGUCAAUCCAUUGAAUCUGAUUCCAGUUCGUCGCUGCUCAAUGAAGGAGGCAAGACCCCUGUUAGCAUCCCACAGACGCUGGCAUCGCCUGGUAAUCACGCUGGCAGUGUGACUGCAGGCGGAGGUGCCCCAUGGUACCCGAUGCACAGCCGGACCCGCAAGAAACGCAAACCCUACUCCAAACUACAGUUGGCCGAGCUGGAGGGCGAAUUCAUGCUCAACGAAUUCAUCACGCGACAGCGGCGGAGGGAGCUGUCUGACCGCCUCAGUCUCAGUGACCAACAGGUUAAGAUCUGGUUCCAGAACCGGCGAAUGAAGAAGAAAAGACUGCUAUUGAGGGAACAAGCCUUGUCCUUCUUUUAG